Camellia sinensis is the source of this 2408-nucleotide messenger RNA. RefSeq names its product Phototropic-responsive NPH3 family protein. The record is from RefSeq and is a predicted model, not a curated record. Lineage: Eukaryota; Viridiplantae; Streptophyta; Magnoliopsida; Ericales; Theaceae. Gene Ontology annotation, molecular function: protein binding.
AGUCUUUUUUCUAGGAAAUGUAGAAUUUCUUGCCUUAACAGUUCUUUGUUUCUUCACAUCUUCUUGUGAUUUGACUUUUUCAAUAUUGGAAGUUAUUUUCAUUUAAUUAUUUUGUUUUUAUUCUAUCAACCAUAUUUGCCCCUAUUUUGCAGCAAUGUGGGGCUAACUUUUUUCGGAUUUUAGUUCUCGUCUAUCUCAGUCAAUUGUCUUUACCAUUUCCACAUAUUGAACACUUAAUCCUCUCUGUUUCAUAGUUGCGAUGGACAUACCUUUUUUUUGGUUUUGUUUUUUUCAGUUCCUAAGAUUACAACACAACUUUAAAAUCCAAAAUAUCAUGGUCUACAAUUGUUUUUCAAUUUUAAAUAAAAAUAUACUAAAAUGGAUCUUUCACAACCAUUGAUAGGUUUAGUAAUUAGCAUCCUACUUUUGGCUCUACACUCAUUUAUUGAUAUUGUUAUGGGUUUUAAAUUUUCAUAACUUUAUUUGCUUCUUUCACUCCUUUUAAGAGUGGCAUAUGGUUAUUACUGUUCUUUCCCUCCUUUGCUGGGAAUAUCAGCAGACAUCUUUCAAUGAGUCCCCUCAACAAUUUAUUGCCUAUAACGACCUCUCAUCAUUCUUUUGCAGACAUUGAAAAUAUUAUCUUCUUAUUCGGGUAGAAUAAGUAAAUUAUUCGGUAAAUCAACGAGUGCGACACGGAGUCUGAAAGUGAUAUUCCAUGACUUCCCAGGAGGGGCAGAGAGUUUUGAGCUUAUGACAAGGUUUUGCUACAACGGAAAAUUUGAGAUAAAUCCCUUAAACCUUUCUCUCUUACACUGCAUUGCAUAUUUCAUGGAAAUGAACAAAUCUGUCUCCAAAACCCCCAAUUUACUCGAGCAAACUGAGAAAUCUCUAGAUGAGAUCAGGUACUGGACAUGGUCAGAGCUUUUGUUAGCUUUGAAGCAGUGUCAAGAUUUGCUUCCCGUUGCGAAUUCUUCUGGUGUAUUUAAAAAAUGCUUGGAUUCUCUAGUUGGAAGGAUAGCAUUGGCCAGCGAAACGAGUCCAUGUCCAUCUACUUCUUCACCUGAUAGCUCUGUGAUUCGGUUUUCUUGUGACACUAGAAGCACUGAAAGCUUCAAAAAUGGCUUCUUUCGAGCAACAUGGUGGUUUGAAGAUCUUGUGGCUUUGAAUCCUAAUUUGAUUGAAAUAGUAACAAAAUCACUUGUUUUGAAGAAAUUCGACCAUGCCAUCAUAGGUAGGUUUCUCUUUUAUUACCAGAAGUCAAGGUUUAUUCUUGCAACAUCCGAUGAGAAGCGCAUAAUCACCGAGACUAUAGUCAAUACGCUCUAUUCUCUAGAUUGGAGCAUGAUUUCUUACAAGAGCUUAUUUGGGAUUCUUAGAGUUGCUUUGAAUUUAAACAUAAGCAAAUGCUGCAAGAACAAGUUAGAGAGUAUGAUUGGUUCACAGAUCGAUCAAGCAACGCUAGAUAAUCUGCUCGUUCCAUCCCCAACAGGGGCAAAUUAUCUAUAUGACAUAAAUCUGGUCCUAAGGUUUUUGAAGUCAUUUCUUGGCAAAGGACUAUGUCGCAUACCAUUGGUACAAUUGAAGAAAGUUGCUAGCUUGAUGGACUUGUACAUAGCAGAAGUAGCACCAGAUCCUUGUUUGAGACCAUCAAAGAUGUCAGCUCUAGUUGUGGCCCUGCCCGAUUCUUCCAGAGACUCUUUUGAUGCAAUCUACCAUGCCAUCGACAUGUAUCUAGAGGUCCAUGCUGGUUUAUCUGAAGAGGAAAAAAUAAAUGUCUGUUAUGGGCUGAAUUACGAGAAGCUCUCCCCAGAAGCUUUCAACCACCUUGCUCAAAAUGAAAAAUUCCCCUCAAAAUCGGCUGCCCAAGCUCUCAUCUCUCAGCAUGGCAAGCUCAAAAGCUUGCUCCCAGUGACCGACCAAUCAAAAUCAUUUAUCGACUCGCCAUGUAGUUCUGUGGACAUUGAUACCAAGGGAGAUGACGCCUGUGAACAAGUUGUGCUUUAUGCCGGAAAGCUUGAUCUCUCGGCUGAGAAUGAGAAGCUCAGAUCACAUUUGCAAGGUAUGCAAUGGAGGGUGCUGGAAUUGGAGAAAGCCUGUAAAAAAAUGCAAACCCAAAUGACAAAGAUCAUGAAAUCAAGAUUGUCAAGCGGUAGUAAUGCUAGAUCCUUACCCAGGCUAUGUUCAUGAUAGAGAUUUCUCAUUUAUUUUUAUUAUUCAUAAUUAUUUCCCUACUUGUGUAUGUACGUAGCAUGAAAAAUGAGCUUUUUUGAUUUUAACAGCUCCUUUUUUUAACUUCUGCAACAUUAAAGGCAAUUGAGAGCAGUGUCUUUUACAGAGAUUGGAGUCUUGGAUGGCUGUAUAUAAAACAGAGAGGGAAAAAAAAAACAAAAAAAAAUGUUGUGUUGUUU